CUUUCUCUCUCUAAUCUCUCUCUCUCUCUCUCUCUCUCUCUCUCUCUCAUCUUUUUCAAAUUCAGAUUACAACAACCACCACCACCCCCAAAACGUCCCCUUCUUCUUCUUCCCCCACACUCCAACUCACAUACUUCUCUUCUGUAUAUACGUAUAAUUAUCCAUCUAUAUCUAUACAAUGUCAACCGAAGAUGAGAAGUUGUUAAAGGAGGCGAAGAAGUUACCCUGGGAGGAUCGAUUGUUGCAUAAGAACUGGAAGGUCCGUAACGAUGCCAACAUUGAUCUCGCUGCGUUAUGCGACGGGAUUACGGAUCCUAAAGAUCCGAGAAUUCGUGAAUUAGGGCAUUUUUUUAAGAAGACGGUUGCUGAUUCCAAUGCGCCGGUGCAAGAUAAGGCGCUUGAUGCGUUAAUUGCUUACUUGAAAGCGGCGGAUGCUGAUGCUGGAAGGUUUGCGAAGGAAGUUUGCGAUUCAGUUGUGGCAAAAUGCCUUACGGGGCGGCCAAAGACGGUGGAGAAGGCGCAGAUUGUGUUUAUGCUUUGGGUGGAGUUGGAAGCUGUGGAUGUUUUCCUGGAUUCUAUGGAAAAAGCAAUAAAAAACAAAGUUGCGAAAGCUGUUGUUCCCGCUAUAGAUGUCAUGUUUCAAGCCUUAAGUGAAUUUGGUUCAAAGAUUGUGCCACCAAAGAGAAUAUUAAAGAUGCUUCCAGAACUUUUUGAUCAUCAAGAUCAAAAUGUUCGUGCUUCAUCUAAAGGGCUAACUCUUGAGCUUUGUCGUUGGAUUGGUAGAGACCCUGUUAAGUCUAUACUCUUCGAGAAAAUGCGGGAUACAAUGAAAAAAGAAUUGGAGGCUGAGCUUGCCAAUGUCACAGGGGUUGCUAAGCCUACUCGCAAAAUAAGAUCCGAGCAAGAUAAGGAACCAGAACAGGAAGUUGCAGCUGAGGCUUCGGGCUCUGGUCCUUCUGAAGAGUCUGCUGCUGAGGUUCCUCAAGAAAUAGAUGAAUAUGAGCUCGUUGAUCCCGUUGAUAUCUUAACACCAUUAGAGAAAUCAGGGUUUUGGAAUGGAGUGAAAGCUACUAAGUGGUCUGAGAGGAAAGAUGCUGUUGCCGAAUUGACUAAACUUGCAUCGACAAAGAGGAUAGCUCCUGGAGACUUUUCAGAAAUCUGUCGUACACUUAAGAAGCUUAUUACAGAUGUAAAUAUUGCUGUUGCUGUAGAAGCAGUCCAAGCCAUAGGCAAUCUUGCAACUGGAUUAAGAACCAACUUUUCUGCAAGUUCACGUUUUAUACUGCCUGCUUUGCUUGAAAAAUUGAAAGAGAAAAAGCCUACUAUGACAGAAGCACUUAGUAAUACUCUCCAAGCUAUUCACAAGGCUGGAUGUGUGACUCUUGCUGAUAUUGUUGAAGAUGUUAAAGUAGCUGUCAAAAAUAAAGUUCCCCUUGUACGUUCACUGACAUUAAACUGGGUAACACAUUGCAUCGAAACAAGCAACAAGGCAGUCAUUCUUAAAGUGCACAAGGACUAUGUUCCCAUUUGCAUGGAGUGUCUCAAUGACGGGACACCUGACGUUAGGGAUGCUGCAUUUUCAGUCUUGGCAGCAAUAGCGAAGUCGGUUGGUAUGCGGCCUUUGGAGAAGUCAUUGGAGAAACUUGAUGAUGUCAGACGAAAGAAGCUGUCAGAAAUGAUUGGUGUUUCUGGAGGUGGUGCUCCAACUGCUGGCGCAGGUGCCCCGUCGUCUGGUGGAACCGUAUCAUCUGCGGAGGCUUCUGAUGGAGGUUUUGUUAGAAGGUCAGCAGCAAGCAUGCUUAGCGGGAAGAAGCCUAUUUCGGCUGCUCCUGCUGCUAAGAAGUCCGCUCCUGCGAAGACAGUUGCUGGCAAGAAAGCAGAUGGACCAAGUCAAACAAAAAAAGUUGAACAACCUGAAGAUGUUGAGCCGGCUGAGAUGUCCCUUGACGAGAUCGAAAGUAGAAUAGGGUCUCUUAUUCAAGCAGAUACUAUUACCCAGUUAAAAAGUGCCGCAUGGAAAGAACGACUUGAAGCAAUUACCUCUGUUAAAGAACAAGUUGUAGCACUCCAAGAACUUGACCGGUCGGUUGAGAUUUUAAUCCGUCUAUUAUGUGCUGUUCCUGGUUGGACUGAGAAAAACGUGCAGGUCCAGCAACAGGUUAUAGAAGUAGUCAGCCAUAUAGCUUCUACUGCAUCAAAAUUUCCAAAAAAAUGCGUUGUACUUUGCAUAGGAGGUAUUUGUGAAAGGGUUGCUGAUAUUAAGACCCGUGCCCAAGCUAUGAAAUGUUUAACCACUUUCUCAGAAGCUGUGGGCCCCGGUUUCAUUUUCGAAAGAAUGUUCAAGAUUAUGAAAGAGCAUAAGAAUCCUAAAGUUCUUAGUGAGGGUCUGUUGUGGAUGGUUUCUGCAGUUGAAGAUUUUGGCGUUGGACAUCUGAAAUUGAAGGAUGUAAUUGAUUUCUGCAAAGAUACUGGUUUACAAUCAAGUGCUGCUGCAACUAGAAAUGCCACCAUUAAACUUAUUGGCGCUUUACACAAAUAUGUGGGUCCCGAUAUCAAAGCGUUCUUGUCAGAUGUUAAGCCUGCUCUUCUUAGUGCAGUGGAUGCAGAGUGUGAGAAAAAUCCAUUUGAGGGUGCAGCUGCUGCACCUAAAAAGACUGUUAAAGCAACAGAUUCUGUAUCUUCUGUGUCUGGUGGUGGUUUGGAUAGCUUGCCACGAGAGGAUAUAAGCGGAAAGAUAACACCGGCUCUUCUUAAAGGAUUGGAGAGUAAUGAUUGGAAGGCUCGUCUCGAAUCUAUUGAAGCAGUAAGUAAAAUUGUGGAUGAGGCUAACAAGCGUGUUCAGCCUACUGGAACAGUGGAAUUGUUUGGGGCUCUUAGAGCUCGGUUAUAUGACAGCAACAAAAACUUAAUUACGGCUACACUGACUUCUAUAAGUGCUCUUGCAUCGGCUAUGGGACCUGCAGUAGAGAAGGCCAGCAAGGGAAUUUUGUCCGAUGUUAUCAAAUGCCUUGGUGACAAUAAAAAGAGCACGAGGGAAUCUACCUUGACAACUUUGGAUGCUUGGGUUGCUGUUACCCAUCUUGAUAAAAUGGUACCAUAUAUUACUGCUUCUUUGACUGAUGCUAAACUUGGGGCAGAAGGACGUAAGGACCUUUUUGACUGGUUGUCGAGGCAACUUACAGGAUUGGCAGAGUUCCCUGAUGCCAUUCAGUUACUGAGACCAGUUGCUGUUGCUAUGACGGAUAAAUCAGCAGAUGUUCGUAAAGCCGCAGAAGCAUGCUUUGGAGAUAUUGUUAGAGUUUGUGGACCAGAAAUGGUCAUGAAGAAUGUAAGAGAUAUUCAAGGUCCCGCGCUGGCGAUUGUUCUUGAACGAUUGAAGACACACGGUGCAUUUCCAGAAGUGCAUGAGAACACAAGAACAGUCCCAGCUGGACAACCAUCGAAAACAGGUUCAAAGAUUGCCAAAUCAAAUGGUCAUGCAUCAAGGCAUGGAAGCAGAUCUGUAUCUUCGAGAGCGGUUUCAGCAAAGGGCUCAAAACCAGAGCCGAUCAUGUCUGUUCAAGAUAUCAACAUCCAGUCACAAGCUUUAAUAAAUGUCAGGGACUCUAACAAGGCUGAAAGAGAGAGAAUUGUGGUUCGUAGGUCUAAAUUUGAAGAGCUGCGUGUGGAGCAGAUUCAGGAUUUAGAGAAUGAUUUGAUGAAGUACUUCAGGGAGGAUUUGCACCGGCGGCUUUUAAGCACAGAUUUCAAAAAACAAGUUGAUGGGAUCGAGAUGCUUCAUAGGGCACUUCCAACAAUUGCUAAAGAUUUAAUCGAAGUUAUUGAUAUACUGUUAAAGUGGUUUGUUUUGCGAUUUUGUGAAUCCAACACCUCUUGCUUACUAAAGGUGCUGGAAUUUCUUCCGGAGUUCUUUGACACAUUAAGAAACGAGAACUACACUCUGAAUGAAUCUGAAGCUUACAUCUUUUUUCCUUGCUUGGUGGAAAAGACUGGUCACAACAUCGAGAAACUAAGAGAGAAAAUUCGGGAGCUAAUGAAGCAGCUCAUACAUAGCUAUUCUGCUGCAAAAACUUUCCCUUUCAUUUUGGAAGGUCUGCGUUCGAGAAAUAACAGGACAAGAAUCGAGUGUGCUGAUCUUGUUGGAUAUUUGCUGGACAAUAAUGGCUCCGAGAUAAGUAAUGCACAGCUAAAAUCCUUGAAAGAUGUUGCAAGUUUAACUGCAGAACGAGAUGGUGAUCUUAGAAAAGCUGCUUUAAAUUGUUUAGCCACUGGUUAUAAGAUAUUUGGUGAUGACAUCUGGAAUUUUGUUGGGAAGCUGACUGAAGCACAAAAAAGUAUGAUAGAUGACAGAUUUAAAUAUAAGGCCCGAGAAAUGAAUAAAAGAAAGGAGGGUAUGCCAGGUGAAGCAAGAGCUGCUGCUUUAUUAAGGCGUUCUGUUAGAGAGAAUGGUUCUGACCUUGCCGAGCAAAGUGGCGAAGUAUCACGAUCCAUAUCCGGACCAGCUUUUACCAGGGAUAUCUAUACUCCCCCAGAAGCUCAAAUGGAAAGACAUCCAAUGGCACGGCCAUCUGGAGGUGUAAUCGGUCCUACAGACUGGAACGAGGCUCUAGAUAUCAUUACAUAUGGCUCUCCUGAGCAGUCUGUUGAAGGUAUGAAAGUUGUGUGCCAUGAGUUAGCAGCUGCAACCAAUGACCCCGAAGGCAGUUUGAUGGAUGAAUUAAUCAAAGAUGCCGACAAGCUCGUGUCUUGUUUAGCAGCUAAGGUCGCAAAUACUUUUGACUUUAGCUUGCGGGGUGCAUCUUCUAGGUCUUGUAAAUAUGUUCUCAACACACUCAUGCAGACAUUUCAAAAUAAAAGGCUUGCCCAUGCUGUCAACCAGAGAACCCUUGACAAUCUGAUUACAGAGCUUUUACUCUGGCUUUUAGAUGAGAGGGUUCCAAGGAUGGAUGAUGGCAGUCAGCUUUUGAAAGCAUUAAAUGUUCUAAUGCUUAAGAUAUUGGAUAAUGCUGAGCGUACAUCAUCAUUUGUGGUACUGAUUAAUCUUUUGAAACCAUUGGACCCUUCUAGAUGGCCAUAUCCACCAUCAAACGAGUCAUUUGCUUCAAGAAAUAUGAAAUUUUCAGAUUUGGUCGUCAAAUGCCUGAUCAAACUUACAAAGGUUCUACAAAGUACAAUUUACGAGGUUGACCUUGAUCGCAUUCUUCAAAGCAUUCAUAUUUAUCUCCAAGAACUUGGGAUGGAAGAGAUCAGAAGGAGAGCUGGAGCAGAUGACAAGCCUUUGCGCAUGGUGAAAACGGUUCUGCAUGAGCUUGUAAAGCUUCGUGGUACUGCGAUAAAAGGCCAUCUUUCUAUGGUUCCAAUAGACAUGGAACCCCAACCUAUAAUACUUGCCUACAUCGAUCUUAAUCUCCAGACCUUAGCUGCUGCAAGAAUGCUGACACCAACGGGUCCCGUGGGUCAAACUCAUUGGGGUGACUCCAUGGCCAAUAAUCCUAUGCCUGCUACACAUUCUGCUGAUGCUCAAUUGAAGCAAGAGCUGGCUGCAAUAUUCAAGAAAAUCGGGGACAAACAAACAUGCAGUAUUGGUCUUUAUGAACUAUACCGAAUAACUCAGCUGUACCCAAAGGUUGACAUAUUUUCUCAACUUCAAAACGCAAGUGAAGCUUUCAGAACAUACAUUAGAGACGGUUUAGCACAGAUGGAGAAAAACGCUGCAGCUGGAAGAACUCCAUCCAGUGUGCCCAUGCCAACACCUCCACCAUCUGCCUUAAACCUUCCAUCUCCGAAAUUCGCACCACUUUCACCUGUACAUACUAAUUCUUUAAAUGAUGGAAAAUCUGUUAAUACUAAAAUGGACCCCACAAGUUUCAGUCUACCACCAUCAUACGCUGAGGAUGACAUGUCAUCCUCAAGAGGUCAAAUCCCCGUUCAAUCAGACGACAGAUUCCCAUCUGGAGUUAGCAGUGGGACUCUAGAUGCAAUAAGAGAAAGGAUGAAGAGCAUCCAGUUAGCGUCUGCUGGGAACCCAGAACCUGCGAACCAACCCAUGAUGCAAAUGAAUGUUAGUAACGAAGACCAUGAGUCUGGUCAACCCACAGACGAGGUUAGUGCAGUCAAUCCCAAUCCCGUCCAUAGUGGUGUUCUACCAAUGGAUGAAAAGGCACUAUCUGGGCUUCAAGCCCGCAUGGAGAGGCUGAAAAGUGGAUCAAUGGACCCUCUUUAAAGUGAAAUUACAUAAAUAACCUUUAGGGUUUUGGCAAAGAGUUUUGAGCCAUGAUGAUAUAAUAUAUAGUGAAGUCACAUUCUUGCCACACUAGGGUUAUAGAAAGGAGGCAAGAAUAGGUGGUUGGGUCCUUAAUUUUUGAUUUGGAGGUGUGUAAAGUUACUGUUAGAGAAGCAUAUACUAUGUGUGCUCAUAUGCUUUGUAGUGUAUUAUACUGUGGAACACGACAGGCAUUGUUUUUUGGGAUCGGUUACUUUAGGGGAAGUUGAUUUUCUUUUUAAUCUUGUGUGACUGAAAUUUGGUGAAUGAUACGUUUAUCAUCUAUCGAAACAUACCCGUCUAAUUUAAAAAGUUUAUUAUUG
Helianthus annuus (common sunflower) is the source of this 6585-nucleotide messenger RNA. RefSeq names its product protein MOR1. The coding region runs from base 179 to 6223 and encodes 2014 amino acids. The record is from RefSeq and is a predicted model, not a curated record. Gene Ontology annotation, molecular function: microtubule plus end polymerase activity; microtubule plus-end binding. NCBI's taxonomy places the organism in Eukaryota, Viridiplantae, Streptophyta, Magnoliopsida, Asterales, Asteraceae. Gene Ontology annotation, cellular component: centrosome; microtubule plus-end; kinetochore. The transcript has 46 exons. Gene Ontology annotation, biological process: microtubule polymerization; establishment or maintenance of microtubule cytoskeleton polarity; mitotic spindle organization.